GAAACGAUUUCUGUUCUAUCCAAAAAUAAAAAGUAACAUAUACACUUUCCAAAAAAAAAGAAAGAAAAUAGCUGUCGGAAAUUGACUGCUACUUUCGUUUCCGGUGAACGUUCGUAAAAUAGUGGCGUGGUUCAGACGCCCUGGUCACCAAAUUACGUAAAAUAUUUUGGCGCACCGAGGUUCCAGAGCCUGACUAGUGACCUGACUGACGAUUUGUUCGCCCGUAACUUCGGAUACCUGUUACCCCCGAUGCCCUUAUCAGUGAUCAACAAACUGUCUCGAGUUUCUUGGGCGUGGUUUAUGCUACCUCCUGGGCUGACUCCUGCCAAUCAAUCUUGCAUACCCUAGUUCUUCAUAUUUGCAGCUGAAGGUUAAUUAGAGUCGGGCAAAUUUCAACUACCUUCAGAAAAUGGAGAACUGAUCGUUGUGUAGACUGGAGAUAUUGUUUGACGGCUAAAGCCAGGUAAAUUUCUUCUUGGGAUCCAACAAACUUCAUGAGGUACAUGGUUCCCCCUUCCCUGUCUUCUGUUCUUCUGCAUCUGCUGGUUCCUGUCUACGUUUGUGUAUCUGCAUCUGCAUCGCUUUCUUCAGAACAAUCUGAAGGCUACCGGAUUAGAGAUAUAAUGCCUGGCAGAAGUAACACCAGAGACGGGCGUUCCCCAGAUGCAGUGAAGCCACUGAAGCCCAUGAGGCGUCUUCUCAACAAGUACCCCUUCGCCACCGCCGUGCUUUCGUCGGCCACGCCUCUCUUCUUGGGCUACGACCUCGCCGUCGUUUACAACACGAUCGUCAGGGCGCACGGCCACCUGAAGCUCCUGGCGUGCACCGUCGCGGUUUCAUCUAGCCUCGGCAUGGUCGCGGCCGUGGGAGCGCAACGCCUCAUCGGAGAUCGCCAGACCGUGCUCCUCUCCGCCGCCGUGCUCUGCGCCGGCGCGAUUGCCAGGGCCCUCGCCACCGGCUUGGCGCCCUUCACGGCCGGCGUCUUCGUCAACGGCGUCGGGAUGGGCCUGGCGCUCACGGUCGUCCCAGCCUACGCCGCGGUGCUCAGCCCGUCCUCUGCGCGCCGCGCGCUCGCCGCGCACCCCGACGGACUCGUGUACCUCGGCUGCAUCCUGGGGUCGGGCGUCUACUCCAUGGGUUUCUUGAGGAUUCCUGCUCACCACGCCUGGCGGCUGACAGUUGCCAUCGGUACAGCCGUUCCGGCGUUGCUCAGCUCCGUCGUCGUCUUCAUGCCGGAGACGCCCCGUUUGGUCGUGUCAAGGACGCUGGAAGAGGCCGAGCUCCGUCUGCUCGAGAUAAAAGUCGAGUGCGGCAAACCGCACGACGGCUCCGACGAGCCGCUGGCGGUGACCAAGCGAGGCCGGUGGUGGAGGGAGGAGCUUGGGAUCAUUAGGGAGCUCCUGGUGCGCCCCACAGAGCCUCUUCGCCGCGCGGUCCUCACCGCUCUUGUCGCCAAGGUCUUCCAGCAGGCGUCCAGCACCGGGUCCAUUCUCCAGUACGUGCAGCGCGCAUUCCGCGACGUCGUCGUCUCGUCUAGGGCGGCGCUGGCGGUGUUCGUGUUCGUGUUGGUGAUGUCCUUCCCCAUGUCGCUCGUACUUGUGGAGCUCGGCUGGCUGCUGGUGAGAGCGCUCGCCCGCGGCUGCCGCCUGGGCAGGCGCGUGCCGACGGGCAGCGUGACCCCGCGGCAGGAGCAGCUGAAGUGGGUGAGGGGACUGUCCGCGACAAUGCUUCUCUCGCUGAUGGCGCUGGUGUGGAUCGCGCUCGGCCCAGCGCCAUGGGCGGACGCGUCGUCACGCGGCUGCCUGCGGUGGCUGCGGGCAGCGGUGGCGGCGGUGAAAGAGUCCGUCAUCUCGGCGAUCUAGUCAGGCUUCGCAGCGGUUUAUCGUGUUUCCGAAGUGUACGGCUACUUGAUCUUGUGUGCCAUUUGAUCAUCGUA
This is a messenger RNA of Sorghum bicolor (sorghum), 1936 nucleotides long. RefSeq names its product polyol transporter 5. The coding region runs from base 495 to 1862 and encodes 455 amino acids. NCBI's taxonomy places the organism in Eukaryota, Viridiplantae, Streptophyta, Magnoliopsida, Poales, Poaceae. Gene Ontology annotation, cellular component: membrane. The transcript has 3 exons. The record is from RefSeq and is a predicted model, not a curated record. Gene Ontology annotation, molecular function: carbohydrate transmembrane transporter activity. Gene Ontology annotation, biological process: transmembrane transport.